GCUAAAUGCCAGCGCCUCUGUCUAAUCGCACUUCGGCGUCUCCUCGACUCUCCACCACGUCAGCUGAUCCUAAAAGUCUGGCCGCUGCUUCAGCCGCCAGAAGGCUCCAUUGGCAAUACCCCAUUCACUCCAACUAUUGUGUCCGAACAAGCGGGCGAAUCGCUUCUCUUAGAUCUUCCUAUAUUCAGUCAGAAAAGUCCGGAAAAAAGCACGGCGUUAGUUGGUGACGACCAGUCUCACAACAUUCAACAAACCAAGGAGCAAAGUGGGGGAGUCGAGAUUGGGAGAGUACCCAACACGAAAAGCUUGUUAGGUAGAGCCUCCGGAGGCACUAUUUUUGGUCCAACGGUCAGCCUACUGACAUUCAUCUUCAAAGAGAGGGACGUCGAUUUACGUCAGGUACGCUGA
Molecule: messenger RNA, 408 nt
Organism: Protopolystoma xenopodis
Lineage: Eukaryota; Metazoa; Platyhelminthes; Monogenea; Polystomatidea; Polystomatidae
Source: the annotation of a GenBank genome assembly